UUCAGGAGUACCGUCAUACGCAUGGUUUAUAGGGUGAACAAAUAGGGGCUUGUGCAGUUCAAGGCGUGUCUCGCAAUUCUCCAGUGUGCUCGCUGUUUGACGUUGAUUUUCAAAGAAGACAAAAUCAGAUUAGAUCAGAUGAGACUAGACGUGCUUAGUCUGAGCCGCAUUUUUCACACAAAUUAAGAACCGAAAGACCGAGGCCGUAAAGGUAGUUCUUAAAAAGGGCAGGGGACGGCUGCGUGGACACCCGGGGAAGAGAAGAAGAAGAAAAAGGGGGGAAAGGAGGAAAAAGGGGGACAUAUUGGGAUAUCUUUCCCCCCGCAGUAGUACUGACGUGGAGAGGAGUCACAUGGUGCCCAUCUGGCUGAAUGGGUUAAAGAAGAGCCGCGUAAGGAGGAGGAAAACGGGAAUGUGUGCUUGCUGAUCAUCUGGAGGCCGAAAUAUCGGCAGAUAGGAACUUUUCUUAGGUGAGAGUAGACGUUUUAAAGUUUUGCCGUGAGCUGCUAGGAUCUACCCAUGCUGCUGCUCCCGAAGCACUAUAAUAAACGGCAGCUUUAUUGGAAAGUUUGUGAUAAGGGUGCUGAGUAGCCCUCCCCGCACUCCUGCGCCAUGAGCUGGACCUUCCUGACACGCCUGCUGGAUGAGAUCUCCAAGCAUUCUACCUUCGUAGGCAAGAUCUGGCUGACGGUGCUAAUCAUUUUCCGCAUUGUGCUGACGGUGGUAGGGGGCGAGUCCAUCUACCACGAUGAGCAGAGCAAGUUUAGCUGCAACACUGCGCAGCCAGGCUGCGAGAAUGUCUGCUACGAUGCCUUUGCGCCUCUGUCGCACGUGCGCUUCUGGACCUUCCAGGUGAUCCUCAUCACCGCCCCCAGCAUCAUGUACCUGGGAUUCGCCAUGCACAAGAUCGCCCGCAUGGACGAUGACGACUACCGACCACGGCAUCGGCGCAGGGCAGCCCUGAUCCACCGGGAUGCCACCGAGGACAAUGGUGAGGAGGACCCCAUGAUUACUGUGGAGAAGGAGCAGGAGAAGAAGGCGGAGAAGGGUAGGGUGCCUGAGAAGCGGCAUGAUGGGCGGCGGAGGAUCAAGCAGGACGGGCUUAUGAAGGUCUAUGUGCUGCAGCUGCUGUCCCGCGUCACCUUUGAGGUAGGCUUCCUGGUAGGCCAGUAUGUACUGUACGGCUUCGAGGUGCCUGCCUCCUACAUGUGCAGCCGCGGGCCUUGCCCCCACACCGUGGACUGCUUCAUCUCCAGGCCCACAGAGAAGACCAUCUUUCUGCUGGUCAUGUAUGGCGUCAGCCUGCUCUGCCUGCUGCUAACUGUUCUGGAGAUCCUGCACCUGCUCGUGAGCAGUGUCUGUGACUGCUUACAGCACAAGCGCCCCAUAGUGGCUACCCACCGGUCCACACCGUGCUUUCGGGCUGCCUCUGCACCACCAGAGUACCUGAUGGCCCUGAAGAAGGGCUGUAUCCGGAAACCACACAGUCUUCAGGACUCGGGUCAUGAGUCUCUGAGCUAUGAGACGCCGUCCCGUGAGCUGGAGCGCCUGCGCCGCCACCUGAAGCUAGCCCAGCAGCACCUGGACCUGGCCUACCAGCACCAAGAGGCGAGUCCAUCUCGCAGCAGUAGCCCUGAGUCCAACGGCACCGCUGCUGAGCAGAACCGCCUCAACUUUGCGCAGGAGAAGAGGCGGGGGCCCUGUGACAAAGGUGGGUCUGCAAGUAGCUGUGUCAGGAGGUGACGGUGAUGAGAAUGCCUGCAGCCGUUUUGUCACAGAUCGCCUUGCUUCUUCCCCCAGGUAUCAGAGCAUAGACAUCCUGUCACCUGGCCCAACCAGAGUCUGUUCUGUCACCUGCCUUACUGGGGAAGCUGUCCUGGGAUGAGCUACUGGAAGUGUUUGUCAGUGUGUCUGUGGUGCCCUGUCCUGCCCUGCCCUGCAGAGAACAAGAAAGGCUCAUGAGCUUAAUGGUCAACAUCUAAAUGCCUAUUGAGAGCCUGCCCCCUAGUGGUCUUCUACCUGCACAGUGUGCACAGGCUAUAUUCUGCUCAACGGUGUGGUUCAUGUUCUAAGAAUAAAAGGGCAAACAUCAGCACCUGUCACACAUACUGUGAAGCAUGUCUUUUGGUAUCUUCUAUGGUGGGACCAGAGGGACAGACAUGGCACUUUUCCGUUAGAGUAAUGGUUUCCAUGGGAAUUCACCUGGUAUAACUGUGAGAUGAGGUCUUCACAGAAAGGAACCUGGGGGUUUGAGCAGAAACAAGGGUGGUCAGUCUGGUCAUUUCUGCAAGAAUUGGACAGCAGUCACUCGCAAAUGGGAAGUGGUGUGACCACUGUGUCCCUGGAAGAAGCUUGAAUGUUGCUCAGCACUGCCCCCUUGUGGGUGCCUGUGACUUCUUUGAUACGUUUUUAUUUUCUCGUUUUUCUUUGUGCUAGAAAGUUUGUGGGACUCUGGAUCAGAAAUUAGAAUCUUUUUCAUAAUCUGACCCUUUCGUUAGAGACUCAAGGAGCCAGUUUUGUUCAUGUUCACUGCUGGCUGAUCUGGUCCAGCCACUAUGGAUGAAAGGGCUUCUAUGCAAAUUCCUGAACACUGACUACUGAGUUACAGACUAAGUAUUGUAAUGUCUGCCUGUCCUCAUAUGUAUAUCGCUGUGCUCUAUAUGUCCCUGUUUACUCUCUGUCUUCAGUUUUUGGCACUGAACAGUGGUGGUUAUUUGGAGAAGGCAGCAGCUUGUCAGAACUCUUUAAGAAAUCUUUAAGACCCAGAAAGAGCCCCCUGCAGGACGACAUAGGCAUUCCUUGCGUUUGACAUUUCAUGCUAUGCCUUUCAAAACAGUAUUUUGGACUUGUAACAUUUCAUGGCCAAAUGGGAAAGUCUUGUAUGCAUUUUGUACCAGUGAUAUUUGUUUACUAGUGUUUCUUAUGGAAAAUAAAGUUUUGUUUUUUUUCCCAAA
Brienomyrus brachyistius is the source of this 2954-nucleotide messenger RNA. Its product is annotated as gap junction gamma-1 protein-like. Gene Ontology annotation, biological process: cell communication. The coding region runs from base 613 to 1743 and encodes 376 amino acids. Gene Ontology annotation, cellular component: connexin complex. NCBI's taxonomy places the organism in Eukaryota, Metazoa, Chordata, Actinopteri, Osteoglossiformes, Mormyridae. The transcript has 2 exons. The record is from RefSeq and is a predicted model, not a curated record.